This is a messenger RNA of Dermacentor andersoni, 3573 nucleotides long. RefSeq lists its product as uncharacterized. The record is from RefSeq and is a predicted model, not a curated record. Gene Ontology annotation, molecular function: metalloendopeptidase activity. Gene Ontology annotation, biological process: proteolysis. NCBI's taxonomy places the organism in Eukaryota, Metazoa, Arthropoda, Arachnida, Ixodida, Ixodidae.
CAAGUCAUUUUAGGCGGGAAGAUGAAGAUGAAGACGUUGAGCAACCGGCGCGCGGCUCGAGCAGAGCAGAGCGGCUACCGGGCGAAGAACGGCGCACCUCUGGCAGCCAGCCGUCUCGAGUCGGUCCGCUUGUCUCCUGGGCAGCCGUGCCCGCCGGGACACUGCAGCGUCAGCGAAGGGCUCGGCCUGCCACCACGCUUGGUGACGACGCCAGUUACCCGCGUCAGCAGCUGACUCCCGACGAAGCACGAUGGGCGACGAGUCGAUGGCGUCCGGUGUGUCGACCGGCGAUACCGGAGGCCCACCGGGCGCAGCUGCUGCCGGUGUCGGAGCAGAGGGCAUCAUGAAAAAGCUGUCAAACUACUGGUUUAUCGUCGGGUCCAUACCGCUGGUGAUGUUCCUGCUUGUCUGCCUCCCCACUGUGUUCUACGUCAAGUCCAUUUCAGAAUACAAAAACGCCUACUACUGCAGAAGCAAGGCAUGCGAUGCCUUGGCGUCCGCGACAAAAGCAGCCCGAGAAGCUAAACCCUGCGAUGACUACUUCAGCGCCGUGUGCAAAACGGCAAAAGAGUUCGACAUUGAGGGCGUUUUGAAAAAGGAGGUAGCGUGGUUCGUGAAGGUAACGGGUGCGUAUGGAGACGAAGCAAAUCCACUUUCCGGGUUCGCUACGGCAUACUCACUAUGCCUCAAGAAUCCUGAAAUCGAGUUCUCAUUGGACGCAAUUAAAGAAGUUAUUGGUGGCAUCGACCUCCAUGACCUGACUCAAGCGGGUCGGCUAGCCACAGACGCAUACAAGAAAAUUUGCGCUUCGGCGCUCUUGUAUGGAAUCGACUGCCUCUUUCACCUAGAGUGGAUGCGUGGCGCCGCAAAAAAAGCCUUCAGUGACGAACCAAAGCCAGUGAUCGGAGAGCCGUUGCCGACCCCGUUGAAAAACGCCGACCUUUCGAUUUCUGCUCCCGACAUGGGCAUCAUGGAGCCGAGCCAUUACAUUGUUACGUUGGGGGGAAAUAAAUAUGAGGAUAUAUUGGAUCUGGUUUGGAAGCAGCUGACAGCAGUGGAUGAAACUCUCGUUGGUGAUGAUAGUGAUGCCCCUAUCAGAAUCAAAGCUAUCGGUAAAAAAAUGUACGAGCUUUUGGAAUACAGCAAAGACCUGGACUACACAGCGGUGCCACGAAUGACCUUAGACGGUGAACUUGGAGCAGUUGCACCGGAGCCCGGCUUCACGCUCACGGUUACUGUUUCUAUGUCUGAUACUAUCAAAGCUAUUGUGCCUGCAGUUGCUCAGUUCAAGCGCUUCCUUCUACGGAGUCCGAAUUACGUUGACCUGCUGGCACGAGCUCUCAACUUGUGCCCUGAAGGUACCCCUCCAAUAUGCUACAUUACUCCGGAAGAACUUAGCACGUUUGUGCUUUUGGACACGAUUCUGAGAGCAGGGGCUUUCUAUCUGAUGCCUACUGGAAAAUUGGACCCUAAAGUGAAGAAGCUGUGGUGUAGCCGCUACUUCGACUGGUUCAGCCCCACCACACUUGCUGCCGUAGCGGACAAGUACUUGAAGUUAGCUUACUGGCCGUUUGGUCUCAAGAAUCCCAAGGAUCCCAAAGGGCAGUUUCCGGCUUUUACCCUUGGUAUGAAGUACAUGUCUUCGUUAAUUGACGCCUUCAUUCACUCGUACGCCCUGUCGGCCGCUUCUAGCGAAAAGUCUCGAGCUGGCUUGUACACCAAGAUGGUACAGUUGGACUACAUGGUAUUCUACCCGAACUCAUCAACUGGUGUGGACGACAAACUCAUUAAUGAAUGGAAUCCGGGAAAAGUUACUGAUGAGACCCCACAUGCCACAUUCUUGAACAAUCGAAAGGCACUUAUGAGUUUGUACUGGAAAAAUCCAGAUGAAGAUAUUAAAGCCUCACACCUCUUACGGCACCCCUUGAUGUUCAGCGAUGACGUCGGCAGUUACGACUACGGAACGAACUUGAUGUUUGUCCCCUUCGGAAUGUUCAGACCAUCGUUCUACAGGGACAGCUCAGCCUACAUGGGAAACUACGCCACCUUUGGGUACUACGGCUCCAUGAACAUCAUGAAGAUGAUAGACAACGCAGGAAGCUACGCAAAGGCGGGGUACAACCACCCUAUUAUGUGGCCUGGAACGUACGCAGUGGGCAAGAUGAAUUCACACUACAGAUGCUUCAACCCUACUAACGCGAAUGAGACAGAUGCCCGCUUGGUGGCCAAAGGUUCGAACCCGAUCUCACCAGGAUUUCGGUUCUUCCGGAGACACGCCCUGGUCAGAGCUCACCCACGGCCGGAGUAUCGGCUUGACUUGGACGCCAGGGCUGACAUGGAACAGAUCUACCUCACAGCUGUGAUGCGAACCUACUGCCGCUACGACAAAAUGAAGCCAAGCGUGAACAAAAUGUUCCAGCACAACAUGUACUUCCAGAACGCUUACUGCUCAGACGGCGGCAAACUGAAAAUGGGAGCAGACAAGAUGUGUUACAUAUGGCACAGCACGAGGCGGAAUUAUUGAGACAGCGUGGAACUUACCAUCAUCGCAUACGCACCAGCUCAUUAAAGAACGCCAUGGCCACUUACGUCACGCCUCCGUUACCUCGGCGCCCGCUAAUGAAGAGACCUUGCUGGACCCCUUAGCGAUGACGCUCGCGGUGAAGAAAGGCGUGGGAUUGGCGUAAAGAAAGAAAAAGUGAAAAUCCAGCUAUCGCGAAUGUUUUAGACUAACCCUAUACAAAUUGCCGUUCGCAAAAAAACAAGAAAAAAAAACACGGUGCGGCGCAGACGUAGAAGCGCGUAACAGGAGGUGACAGGUUGUCACGCCUUGCUCAACUACAACACGUUGGGAGGCUGAGCGUUUCUUUGAGCCAUCGCCUUCACACCGGCAGCGUAACCAAAGGUAAAUGUUUCCCGCAACGUACGGAACAAAGGCCGUGGCCUUCGAUGGUACUUCUGUAAUAUGAAGCUGUUGGCAAAAAUACCUCCUGUUUUCUCUCAAUGUAUGGAACAAAGGCCGUGGCCUUCGACGAUAAUUCUGUAAUAUCAGGACAGGGACAAAAUAUCUCCUGCUUUCCCUCAAUGUAUGGAACAAAGACCAUGUUCCUCGAUGGUGGUACUUUAAUAUGAAGCUAGUGACAAACAACCUCCUGCUUUCCCGCAAUGUAUGGAACAAAGGCCACGUUCUUCGAUGGUACUUUUCUAAUAUGAAGUUAAUAGCCUAUGGUUUUCGAUGAUACUUCUGGGAUAUGGAGAUAGUAACAAAAAUGCCUUCUGCUUUCUCUCAAUCUAUGGAACAAAGGCCCUGGUCCUCGAUGGUACUUCUGUAAUAUGAGCACUAGUGACAAACACACCUCCUGCUUCCCCGCAAUGUAUAGAGCAAAAGCCGUGGCCUUCGAUGGUACUUCUGUAAUAUCAAGACAGGGACAAAAAUACCUCCCGCUUUCCCGCAAUGUAUGAAGCAUAGGCUUUGGUCCUCGAUGGUACUUUUCUAAUGUGAAGUUAAUAGCCUAUGGUUUUUCAUGGUACUUCUGUGAUAUGAAGAUAGGGAUAAAAUACCUUCUGCUUUCC